Ostreococcus tauri is the source of this 456-nucleotide messenger RNA. RefSeq names its product Wound-inducible basic. The record is from RefSeq and is a predicted model, not a curated record. NCBI's taxonomy places the organism in Eukaryota, Viridiplantae, Chlorophyta, Mamiellophyceae, Mamiellales, Bathycoccaceae. The transcript has a single exon. Gene Ontology annotation, biological process: proteasome assembly. Bases 1 to 456 code for a protein of 151 amino acids.
AUGAUUAAUUCCACGACGACGCGUGCGAUGGGUGAGGCGAGCGUGGUGGCGACGGAACCGCGAUUGCGGCAUGAUGUUUUUGUGGCGGACGUCCGCGGUGUGUCGCUGGCGUUUGAGGUGUAUCACCUGCGCGAGCAGUUGUUCGCGUACGUCGGCGGCGUCGACGGACGCUUCGCGGAUUGCGCGUUCGCAGCCAAGGCUCGAACGACCGGAGGGAGCGGUGGCGUCGCGGCGACGACGUUGUUGGGAACGGAGGUCUCGGCGCGGGCGUCGACGGACUGCGCGAGACGAUUAGCUUUGAGAUCGGGGAAAUCGAUCGUCGUGAGCGUCAACCUUCCGGCGGGCGCCGAGGCGCUCCAAGACGAGGCGGAGAAGAUUCUGAUUCGACACUUGCGCGAGACGCACGCGAUCGAGGGCGACGUACGCGAGCUCGAGCGCGCGCUCGGAGCGAUGUGA